Messenger RNA from Fulvia fulva, 1029 nucleotides. RefSeq lists its product as uncharacterized. Bases 1 to 1029 code for a protein of 342 amino acids. NCBI's taxonomy places the organism in Eukaryota, Fungi, Ascomycota, Dothideomycetes, Mycosphaerellales, Mycosphaerellaceae. The record is from RefSeq and is a predicted model, not a curated record. The transcript has a single exon.
AUGGCAGCAACAGUACAGAGUGCCCCGGUACCAGCACAUGAGCUCGUCUACGAGCCAGAACAGCUACCCAAGCUGCGAUCGAACUAUGGAAAGUACCUCGACAACGAUACCGUCGGCUGGAUGCGUACCACGCCGAUCGAUACACCUCUCGAGGACAUGCGCCGUCGCUUCGACGAAGAAGGCUACAUUUUCGUGAAGAACGUCAUGCCCCGCGAGGAUGUCCUCGACAUGCGCGAAGCAUACUUUGAGCACAUGGCACCCACCGGCAUCCUCAAGCCCGGCACAACAGCAAGCGAAGGAAUCUUCAACCCAGAAGCAGACCCAGUCGCACACCAUGGCAACGGCGGCAGAGACCUCCUCGAGGACAUCGAGAAAGUCAACAGAUUGAUCUCCGCGUAUACAAACCCCAUGUACACGGCGUUCCUCGAACACCCCAAACUCCGCCAAUUCGUCCGGGAAUUCAUGAAAUGGGACAAAGACGUCUUAAUCAAGCGGACCCUCCUCCGCCACAACGUCCCCAACGGCUUCAGCACAGGAAUCCACUACGAUAAAAUCUUCCUCCGCGCAGGCGAAGCCAACUUCCUCACAGCCUGGGUUCCCAUCGGCGACUGCACAGCCCAAGGAGGCGGCCUGAUGUAUCUGGAGAACAGCACAGAUAUCGGCCUGGCGAUGGAGCAGGACUUCAAUGAUCGUGCAGCAGCGGCGGGUUUCUCGAAGGAGGAGAUUAUCAAUAGGUUCAAUGUGAACAUGGCGAAGGAUGGUCAGUUGAGCCAUGAUGCUGGCGAGUUGACGGAAGAGAUUGAGAGUGGGAUUCAUGGCGGCGAGAGGAGGAAGAGGAGGUGGUUGGUUGGGGAUUAUGAGGCUGGUGAUGUGGUGUUUCAUAAUCCUUAUAUGAUCCAUGGUGCGGUUAAGAAUGAUGAUGCGCAGGGGCGAACACGGUCGUCGACAAACCUGCGCUUUUACGAGGAGGGGAGUAAAUUGGAUGAGAGGUGGAUGAGGAGUGUUUGGACUCCUGGUGAUGGCUUGUAG